Molecule: messenger RNA, 1487 nt
Organism: Electrophorus electricus (electric eel)
Lineage: Eukaryota; Metazoa; Chordata; Actinopteri; Gymnotiformes; Gymnotidae
Gene: smarcb1a
Product: SWI/SNF related BAF chromatin remodeling complex subunit B1a
Biological process (GO): chromatin remodeling
Cellular component (GO): nuclear chromosome
Source: RefSeq, a predicted model, not a curated record
UUCAGUCUUGUAGCUAAACUCUAACAUGGCGCUGAGCAAAACAUUCGGGCAAAAACCAAUUAAAUUUCAGCUUGAGGAGGGUGGAGAUUUUUAUAUGAUUGGAUCAGAGGUAGGAAACUACUUGCGCAUGUUCAGAGGCUCCUUAUACAAAAGGUACCCAUCUCUGUCAAGAAGACUAGCAUCAGUGGAGGAGCGCAAGAAAAUAGUAGCAUCGUCUCAUGAUCACGGUUACACAACUUUAGCCACCAGUGUGACGCUGCUGAAGGCUUCAGAAGUUGAGGAGAUCCUUGAAGGUCAUGAUGAGAAGUACAAGGCAGUCUCUAUCAACACUGAGCCUCCAACCUAUAUUAGGGAGCAGAAGGCUAAGAGGAAUAGUCAGUGGGUGCCCACUCUACCAAACAGUUCCCAUCACUUGGAUGCUGUACCCUGUUCCACAACAAUAAACCGCAACCGCCUAGGCCGUGACAAGAAGAGGACUUUUCCACUUUGCUUUGACGAUCAUGAUCCUGCUGUGAUUCAUGAGAAUGCCUGCCAAUCUGAGGUUCUGGUGCCUAUCCGGUUAGACAUGGAGAUUGAUGGGCAGAAGCUGAGAGAUGCCUUCACUUGGAAUAUGAAUGAGAAACUGAUGACACCAGAAAUGUUUGCGGAGAUACUUUGCGAUGACUUGGAUUUAAACCCCCUAACAUUUGUCCCAGCCAUUGCAUCAGCCAUAAGACAACAGAUUGAGUCCUACCCCACAGACAGCAUACUGGAUGAGCAAAUGGACCAGAGAGUCAUCAUCAAGCUUAAUAUACAUGUGGGAAAUAUCUCGUUGGUAGACCAGUUUGAGUGGGAUAUGUCUGAGAAGGAGAACUCCCCUGAAAAGUUUGCCCUUAAGCUAUGCUCUGAGCUAGGCCUUGGGGGAGAGUUCGUCACCACCAUAGCCUACAGCAUCCGUGGCCAACUCAGCUGGCAUCAGAGGACUUAUGCUUUUAGUGAGAAUCCUCUGCCAACAGUGGAGAUUGCAAUUAGGAACACUGGGGAUGCUGACCAGUGGUGUCCCCUUCUGGAAACAUUGACAGAUGCUGAAAUGGAGAAGAAGAUCCGUGACCAGGACAGGAACACAAGGCGCAUGAGAAGACUUGCAAACACUGCUCCAGCAUGGUAAAAGAAAUUUGCCAUAUUUUUACACCUAUGACAAUAUGAUCAAGAGGCAGACUGAGCAGUUUCAACUCUACAACACUGUACAUUCCAUUUUCCAGACUAAAGUUCUCCCAUGUUGAUUGAUUCAAAUACAUUUAAUUGCACAAUAUCUACUCCAGUCAGGUCUACUGCAAAAUGUUAGGACCUGUUCAAAUGUACUAUUUAUCUACUGUAAAGGAUGUUUAGUAGCAUGAUAGUCUGAUGUAUCCUAAUGUCUUAAUUUGCCUUGUUUGUGAAUAGUCCAUUUUUGUAAGGUUGAAUUAUAUCUGCUUUUAAAUAAACAAAUUACAACUAUUGUGUUAAUA